Messenger RNA from Falco peregrinus (peregrine falcon), 1810 nucleotides. RefSeq lists its product as uncharacterized. The transcript is spliced from 2 exons. The coding region runs from base 596 to 1579 and encodes 327 amino acids. The record is from RefSeq and is a predicted model, not a curated record. NCBI's taxonomy places the organism in Eukaryota, Metazoa, Chordata, Aves, Falconiformes, Falconidae.
AGCUACAAGCUGAUACAUCUGCCCGCUGUAAAGGUAUAAAAGGCUUGCUUGAUUUUAAUAGAGCCCUCGAUCCGCACUCGGAAUCCGUGUUUCAAUACACCACAAAUGGUGCCCAAAGCGAGGCCCGCAAUCAACUAGCUGUCAACCCGGCGGCAUAGCUCAGCCGAACUACGGGGCUACAUGCUGAAAGGAAGCGCAUCCAGCACGUCAACUGCCCAUCGCAGGAUGAAGGUUCUGGCCCAAGAUGGGUACGUGCUUGAUGGAUCAAACCAUCGUUAUCUCAGUCAUCACCACUGUCUGUGCCAUGACGACAACUGCAUCAAUAUGGAUCCCACCUCAACCCAAAACCAACAUUUGGGUAACCUUAGCCAAUCACAUGGGACAGGACACAUUAUGUCUAUCAACCGCUUCUCCAGAAAAUCCUUUUACAACCUGUCUGGUUGGACAACCCGUUGAUGAUUGGCCCAUCCCCUGAGAUAAACAGAUCAUAAUUCAGAGUUUUGGUGAUGUGGUUAACAGCUGGGAUGGUUGGGUUCCAUAUUUAGCAUAUGGUGGGAUUAAACCACAGGAACUGGGCAUAUUAGGAUCUGUAAAAAUGGAUUAUUGUGUAUACUUCAACUACAUGGGCAAAGAUGAUCUAAAAACAAUUCAGUGGCUAAAUGCUACCAUACCCGCAUAUAGAAAUGCUAGCGCUUGGUGUAAUUAUCCCAACAUAUCAAAGUCUAGCAAUCAAUCACUUAAACUGCCCGCAGGAUUAUUUCGAAUUUGUGGAGAUCGCGCAUGGCCUGGCAUUCCCUCCCAUGCAAAAGGAGUACCAUGUAGCAUUGGAAGGUUAACUUUGUUAACACCCAAUACAUCCAUGAUUAUAACUCAUAAGUUACGCCGCCAAGAACGUGCUACACAUGCCUUUCAAACUGAUUGUAAGAAUAAUCUAGAGUUUUGGAGCUCUAGUAAAAUCAUAGCAGCAUCUAUAUUGGCUCCAGGAAUAGGAACAGUGAAAGUGCUAAACAUUUUGAAUAAGCUUGGCUGCUGGCUUGCGAAACAAACUAACACAACUUCAUUGGCCCCGAGUGGACUAUUGCUAGAUGUUGAUUCAAUAAGGCACGCUACGCUGCAGAAUAGAGCCACAAUAGAUUUUUUAUUGUUAGCGCAAGGUCAUUGUUGUCAGGAUUUUGAUGGGCUUUGUUGUAUGAAUAUGUCUGAUCAUUCUGAAUCUAUUCACAAAAGUAUUGAAAACUUGCAAGAAGGAGUACAGAAACUAGAACAAAGUGAUAGUUUUAACAUUUUCGGAAAUCUUUUUGGUAGAUUAGACUUAACUGCAUGGAUAAAAAGCUCAUUACAAAUAGGUGUAGGAUGCUUAUUCAUUUUUAUAUGUUUUCUGAUCUGUAUUCCAUGUGUGUUGAAAUGUGUGCAAACUCUAAUAGAUAGAGCAUUGAUACAAGCCUUUUUUAUAUAUAAGGAAGGGGGAGAUGUGGGCAUUUCUCGCACCAGCUCGACAGCAUCAGUGAACAAAAACCAACCUUGGGAAAAAGACAUAGUUAUGGUCGUUGGAAGGAAGCUAUGGGAGCAAGAAGUUUAAGAUAUGGAAUUGUUAGCAGAACUUGUGGCCUUGUAGAUAAGGGAGUUGCUAAAUUGCUCUGUCUACAAUAGAGUAAAAGAGCUACUGUGUUUCUCAUAAUUUCUGAGGAGAGAAAAUGGCUCAAAGUUGAAACUAUGUGCUUCUCCCAGGUCCAGUUCUCAUUAAGUGUUAGUACAUAUGUCCUGGUUUCAGCUUUAUUUGGAUUUUAUUUGCUCAUGUUCUGAGCUGAUA